AUGCCUUUGUCCUCCAACGAUAGACUGUCGUCGUUUAUUACUGUUUUCAACGGACAAGAUUAUCCUGCAUGGAAGGUGAAAAUGAAAACUUAUCUUAUGUCUGAGGGAUUAUGGAGCAUAGUUGCCAACGGGUACAAAGAAACUGAAGAUGAAACAGGUUUGGAUGCAACAACCAAGAGAGAUCUGGAAAUCACUCGUAUGAGUAAUGCGAAGGCUCUGUCCAAGUUACAAAAUGGAGAUGGACCAACGAUUUUCCCACUCAUCAUUCGUUCUUCAUAUGCGAAGGAAGCUUGGGAUAUUAUAGCCAAAGAGUUCGAAGGAGAUGGCAAGACAGUGGUCAUCAAACUACAAAACCUAAGACGCGAAUUUGAGAACCUGAGAAUGUUGGAAACAGAGUGUGCGCAAGACUUUUACACCAGGGCAAUAGAUAUGGUGAAUCAAAUGAGAACUCUUGGAGAAGAUGUUGGAGAUCAGAAGGUGGUACAGAAGUUACUCAUCAGUCUGCCUGAGAGAUACAAUGUAGUUGUAGCAGCAAUUGAAGAAUCAAAAGAUCUGUCAAUCCUGAAACCUGAAGAAUUAAUGGGGUCACUUGAAGCUCAUGAACAUAGGCGUCUGAGGAGAGGAGAUCAGAAUCAGUCCUUGGAGUCAACAUUCCAAGCAAAAAUGACACUCACAAAUGACACAAGGAAAGGGAAAUAG
Tripterygium wilfordii is the source of this 699-nucleotide messenger RNA. RefSeq lists its product as uncharacterized. Lineage: Eukaryota; Viridiplantae; Streptophyta; Magnoliopsida; Celastrales; Celastraceae. The coding region runs from base 1 to 699 and encodes 232 amino acids. The record is from RefSeq and is a predicted model, not a curated record. The transcript has a single exon.